Messenger RNA from Amphimedon queenslandica, 3024 nucleotides. RefSeq names its product putative ankyrin repeat protein RF_0381. The record is from RefSeq and is a predicted model, not a curated record. Lineage: Eukaryota; Metazoa; Porifera; Demospongiae; Haplosclerida; Niphatidae. Bases 200 to 2443 code for a protein of 747 amino acids. The transcript has a single exon. Gene Ontology annotation, molecular function: protein binding.
UGAACAAGGUUUGUCUCCUACUGCAGUUGAUAAAAAUGGCCUCACUGCUUUACAUUAUGCUUCAUGGUCUCUUAACUUAUCUCUUGUAAAAGAAUUAAUAGCUACCUAUCAGUUAGAUCCUCAUCAAGCUGACAGUAAUGGUAAGCUACCAAUUCAUUAUGCUGCUGAAUCUGGUGAUAUUUUACUACUGGAAUUAUACAUGAAGAAUUACAAGUGUAGUCUAAGCCUAACAGAUAACAGAGGUUGGAAUGUUAUUCAUUUUUCGUCACUAAAAGGUCACACUCACUUAAUCAAGCAUAUCACCAGUCAGUAUCCUCAAUACAUUAGUUUACUACACUCUACUGACAAUGAUGGUAGCCUAGCAUUACAUUUAGCCUGUCAGAGUGGUAAUAUUCAAUUAGUGACUUUUCUAAUAAGUGACAUGAAGUGUGAUGUCACUGCUACUGAUACCUUAUAUGGUAGUAAUUGUGUCAUGUUUGCCUGUUUCUCAGGUAAUCUUGAUCUAGUACAAUUACUGAUACAACAAUACAAGCUUGAGCCUAUCAAUAUUAAUAACACUGGUUACUCAGUAUUACAUGCAGCAGCACAGAAUGGUCAUACUCAUAUGCUGAAAUGGUACAGUCAGGAGUAUAGUGUGGAUAUUACUAAUCACACUAACAAUAACAAGUACACACUAGCUCAUUUAGCUGCUAAUGAAGGUAAGCUACAUUGUCUACAGGAACUGAUCAACAAGUAUCAGUGUGAUGUUAAUGCUACUACUACUAAUGGUAGUACAGUUCUUCAUAAAGCAUGUGAAGUAGGUCAUGUUCCUGUUGUACUUUAUCUCACUAGUCUUCCUCAAUGUAAUGUAGCAGCUAAGACUUCUAAUGGAUCAACAGUUCUUCACAUUACCUGUGGGCACAGUGACUCUCUUCCUAUACUAAAACAUCUGGUAGAGAAUCAUCAGUUAGAUCUUUGUGCUGUAAACGAUGAGGGAAUGGCUCCUAUUCACUUAGCAUGUAGUGAGGGAAGAGUGAACUUGGUUCAGUACAUUAUAGAACACAUACCAUCAUCACUUGAACUACCUGACAGAGGACAAGGUUGUACUCCAUUCCUUACUGCAGUACACUUCAAUCAGUUAGAAGUUAUUAAAUAUCUUAUUAGUAAGAAGUGUAAUCUAUCAGCUACUGAUGAUGAAGGGUCUGGAGCAGUUCACAUAUCAGUAGAGAGGGGUCACUUGAAUGUAUUAAAAUAUCUCAUUGAUAAUAAUUAUUGUAAUCCUAAUGUAAUCACUCAUCAAGGGCAUACACCACUACAUGUUGCUGUAUUAGUUGAUAGAUUAGAAAUAAUAGAAUAUUUACUGAAAAGAACCAUCCCCUCAGUGAGUGUGGCCUGGAUACGUAACACUAAGUGUUUAUUAGACAAUCCAAAAGAUUUACAUUCUGAUAAUGUGCACGUUAAUGCACAGGAUAUUGCAGGUAACUCACCACUCCAUUUAGCUUGUAGAAAAGGACAACAAAGUAUGGUAAAACUAUUAUCAAGAGCUAUUUUUUCUGCUAGAUGUCUGUUAUUAGCUAACAUGGAAGGACAGACACCAUUACACUUAGCAGUUGCUAGAGGUCAUCAAGAGAGUAUAGAGGCUUUACUGUCCUCAGUCACUGGUAGUUCUACUCAUCAUGAUCUCCUUACAGCUACUGAUAAUGAAGGAUCCACUGUAUUUCAUACAGCUUGCAGUAAUGGCCAUAUUGAUGUGUUUCAUUUUUUAUCCAGUAUUUAUCCUCAAGGUGUUAAUGUAAUGGAUAAUAGAGGACGUGGUUUACUUCAUGCAGCAUGUGAGGGAUGGGAUAUUGAAAUAGUAAAAGAGUUAGUUGAGAAAUAUAAACUAGAUCCUAAUCUGAAGGAUAAAGAUGGCAUCACAUGCUUACACUUAUUAGCAGAGAGAAAGGGAGUUGGUCUAUUACAGUUUGGAAUGGAUAUGAGAAAUAUAGAGAUGUACCAGUACUUAAAACGUCAUGUUACUAAUCCAAUACCUAAAGACAAGUCUGGUCGCUCUCCUCUUCAUUAUGCUUGCAGAGCAAAUAAUAUUCCUAUUGCACGUUUUCUAGUAGACACUAUUCAAUCAUGUAGUUCUGAUGAUCCUGAUAAUAAUGGAUACACUUCAGUUCAUGCCGCAUGUGAAGCUGGUAGUAUGGAGUUAGUAUAUUACUUUUUAAAUAUUUUAAAAUGCAAUGCUAAUGCUGAAACAAGUGACUUUAAAACCCUAAUUUAUUUUGCUGGUAAAAGUGCUAACUUGGAGCUUGUCCAGUUUCUAGUUGAAAGAUAUAAUUUAAAACCUCGUCUACAUGAUAUUGAAGUAGCUCGGGCCACUAGUCCUGAUUCAUCAAUAGUUAGGUAUCUUGAAAAGGUCCAUCAUGAUAUGAUUCUUGAUAUGGUGAAAGAGCAAAGAAGAAAGUUUUCAAAGUGAACAACAACAGGUGCAGGUAUUGAGGAACAUCACAGCACAAAAAGAAUCAAAUUAGGAGAGGAUGAGGCAUAUAAGGAAUGACAAUCAUGUUUCAAAUGACUUCACUUUCAUUCUUCUAUACUUGAUAAGGCACACAUCUUCCUUUCUUGCUCUCUGGCCAACAUCCACUCUACCUUAAUUUCCUUAUUUCUCAAACCAUGCAAGCAUUACAACAAAUAAAGUAUCAUUAUCAUAAUUUUAAUAUCACAGUAUUCAUUUUUGUAAUACAUGGUUUCUAAAAAUGGUUAUUUUAUUUUCUUACUAUAUUAUUUUUUACCUUUGCUUGACAAGGGAUCCUUCAAUGGUUUCUAACAUUAGUUUAAUGCAUCACAUUCUACAUCUUUUAUACUUGACAUGUGUACAUACUUGUAUGUACAUGUAUUGUAUUUAAAUGUGUUUACUUUUUUCUUUUUCUCUCUACCUUGAACCUUCUCUUUAUACCAAUUAUUGCUGUUGCUGUUACUUAUAUAUUAUGAUGUAAUAAUUGCUUUUUAUAAUUUUGCACAUGAUCCAUGCAUAUAAGUAUUAUGCUCAAUUUUUAA